AUCACAGAGCCGCAACGGUGUACACCGGUACACGCGCACGGAUUAACCGAGAGAGAGAGAGAGAGAGAGAGAGAGACUCCUGAUAACUAACUCAUCAGCUCCCUCCGCGUUUGCGUCAUACUACACUAUGCUGACCGCGUAAAACUCUUUUUUUUUUCUUUUUUUUCUUUUUUUUUUAAACAGUAUUAAAUCACAAAUUUAUAUUUUUUUCCCCCCUCCCGGACAUUACUGCACGGAAUUUUAUUUAUGCGUUUUUAAUUCAUUCCUCCAAACCCGCAAGCUCCCCGAAAAGAAAAGAGAGUUAAAGAAAAGCCCCGCGCGCUCCGGGAGGAUGCUCGCGCUGACGCGGAGCUCGUGCUGCUGCUGCUGCUGGCUGCUCGCGCUACUGCUGAGCCACGCGGGAGUCAAAGCGGCCAACCACAACAAGAACAUCAACUCCAUCAAAACGGCGCCGCUCGGAGAGGCACCCACCGCCACCGCCGCCGCCGCCGCAGCGUCCACGCACCCGGGCAGUGUGGCUCACGCGCCGGCGAAGAAAUCCAACGUUCCCGUGCAGGAGUACAGCGGUGAGAAGCAGUGCAGCAACGAUAAGGACUGUCCGGUCAGUAGUUACUGUCACAGCACGCAGCACGCUCCAUCACGAUGCCUCACCUGCCGCCGGAGGAAGAAGCGAUGCCACAGAGAUGCCAUGUGUUGCCCCGGGAACCGCUGCAGCAACUUUAUCUGCGUCCCGUUCCCCGAGAACCUCAUGACCCAUCACAUCUCAUCUUUAAAGGAGCAGAAAAAGCUAAGCAAAGACAAAGCCUGGAAGAAGAGUGGGAAAGUCCAGACCAAGGUCUCCCUCAAAGGUCAUGAGGGCGACGCUUGUCUGCGUUCCUCAGACUGUUCAGAGGGUUACUGCUGUGCCCGCCACUUCUGGACCAAGAUCUGCAAGCCGGUGCUGCGCCAAGGCGAAGUGUGCACCAAACAGCGCAAGAAAGGCUCACACAACUUGGAGAUCUUUCAGCGCUGCGACUGUGCCAAAGGCCUGGUGUGCAAAGUGUGGAAGGAUGCCACGUCCUACUCCAGGUCCAGACUGCACAUGUGCCAGCGGACCUGAGAGGAACUAGGGAGCAGCGGCGAACGAGGGAGCUUCACCGAUAGGUCCUUCGUUCCCUCCAGGGAGCGAUGUGGAAAGGACUCCCUCUUCCCAGGACUCAGAAAAAACGUGAAGGGGAAUCAUGGAUAAAUGAGAGGAGAUUACAGUGAGACAGAGAUUAAUCUGGGCCAGUGUGCGUGCGUGUGUGUGUGUGUGUGUGUGUGUGUGUGUGUGUGUGUGUGUGUGUGUGUGUGUGUGUGUUUGUGUGUUUGUGGGUUUGUAAUAGAGGAUUGACGUUCACUAUCGAUGAAUGAGGUUCAUGAUCAGAUAUAGCUGUCUUUUCAUGAUUUAUUAUUUUUUUUGCUGCACAUGUUUUGAAGAGAUUUAUAUGAAAGCCAAAGCCUUAACAACAGGUAAUGAGGUAAUGAAAUGAUUUCAAUGUCUGUAGGAAUUUAGGCUUGACAGCAUAUUCGAAAAACAGGACUGAGUUAUCCAGUGAGGAGAAGCACACAUAUUUCAUACACGUUCUGCCAGGCUUCAGGAUAAUCUAUCAGAAAUAACCACUAUGUUCCAUGGAUUCCACAAAAACAUAAUCUCUUACUGUUCUGUAACACCAUCAACUAUAUAACCACAUGUUCAUGUCUGUUAGGUCUACCACAUCUCAUUGCUUAUAUUACUUUUUUUUUAUAAGCACUCGUUUUGUAUAUUGUCUCAAAAAAAAAAAAAAAAUAGCGCACAGUCACUUAGUCUCGGCAUCGUCUGAAUCUACAGAAGUGAACCAUGCCUCAGUGCUGCUUUACUGAUUUAGGGCUGUAUUCAGUGUUGGUGACUUAAGUCCACGCUUUACAUCAAUAUUUAAGUGGGGAGAUAUUUGUAAGCUAAUAAAAUAGCACUUGAUCCAGCACAUCCUAUCAUUUUACCUUUUAUUUAUUGAUAUUGUGCUUAAUGACGACUUAAUGUAGCCAGGAGGUCAUGAAAUCCUAAUGUGUGCACAGGAUAUUGGUUAUUUGAUCAUGCUAUUUUGAUUUGUUUAAUAAAAUUGAUAAAAUAAUGCCAAUGUUUUUGUUAAUUCGAUGUGCUUUCCUGUAAAAAAAAAAAAAAAAAAAGAAGAAAAAAAAGAAAAAGGAAAAAAAGUCCACGGUUUGCAGGAUAAGCUUUCCAAACAUUCAUCUGCUACCCUUUAAGCUCACUUUAAUUUAAUUCAUAACUUUACACUAAAAAAAAACAACAACAACAAUAUCUUUAAAGGGAUGAUACUAUUAAAUAAUUAAUAGUGCCAAUUUUAUGUAUUUAAUAUUGGCCUCAAAUUGCACUACGUCAUUUUUUUGUGCAUUUGCAGCCCAAAUCAUGACAUACUGUGGUUACGUUAAACUGUCAGAUAAUAGCACUGGACUUAUUACUGCUCCUCACUCGAGCUGAUAUCAUGCGAGAAAAUUGGUUUGAGAAUUGUGCGUAACUGACACACGCCUUUGUUUUUCUCAUGCGGUUUCUAAAUGGUGCUUAAGUUCAGUCUGAGUUCUAAAUGCACAAUUUCUGUAUGAAAUCCUCACUGCAUGUGCUUAAGUCAACUCUGAAUACAGCCAUUAGCGACCAGCGGCGUGGGUUACAGUUUACAUGUUCUCAAUGUCCAUGUAUAUGGUUUCAACUAAAGAGCAAAUUGAGGAUAUGGUAAACUACAGGGUAGUACUCUGUGAAACAAAGCAUAGUUCUCUGAAACUGUGUUUUUCCCUUUCCCUUUUUUCCCCCCCAUAGAAUGCCAUUAAUAGCUAAAAUAUGCAUUGAGAAUGCAUCCAGGAAUCAGGCACUGCUGUUUGUUUUACAGAUGUUGCCUAUUUGUACGAGGCAGGAUCUUAUGAUCUUAGUCUGUUUUCACUUGGCAACAUCCGUUGCCAUCACGAAAGCACGAACACAUGAAACAUUAUCGACUCGUGACAACACCUUCCAAAUAUGGCGAAUACAGGAUUACAGGAUCGGGUUCGGAUUACAGAUCUAGUCUUAAAAUGCCGGAUAUACUGUAUGGGUCAGUGAGAAAAUAUUACUACAGUAUCACAGAGUGAUCAAUAAGAGAACACCGAAUGCCUUUCUUAUUAAAGUUGCAUAACUCCUUCAUCCAUACUUUCUACAGAUUCACUUUGUGUACAAGACUUUAGAAUUCUAAAAAAAAAAAAAAAAAAAAAAAAAACUUGUUUACAGCUUGAGACUUUUGUGUAUAGGUCAUUUAAAAGAAUCUGUAGAUUCACAGCAAUGCCUUAUGAUUGUGAAUUUUAGAUGAAAUAACUGUAGCCAAUAAUAUUCAUUCUAAUUACAAAUGGUCUAUUUUGUGAAUAUUUUUUUUUUGUAUUGUAUUUUCCUAACAGUUCAUAAAGAAGUAAUAAGCUCUUAUUGUAAAUAACAAGGAAACUGAAAUGAAAUGUAUUUAAAAGGAAUUGUAUAUCAUGUACAUAUGAUGAUGGGAAGUAUGGAGGCUGUGCGUUUGGUACAGAGCCUUGAUUAAAAGCAGACGUUGUGGAAGCAUGUAAAGCUCCUUUUAUAGGAGAGUUUGCGUACAUUUAAGUGCAGAAAGCCUAUUUUACAUCUUCACUUUUGUCUAUACAGUGGCAUUUAAGAUAUCUCCAUAGAGAAUUAUUACUAUUAAAUUAUUUUUUUUAGAACACCUUUAAAUGUUUUGUUCAAGUCGCCUUUAAUGAGUCCUUAUUGUGCACUUGUUUUCUACAGUUGUUCCUGAAAGAAAAAAAAAUGACAUUGAAACUUGGUGCCCUAUUUCCCACUUGACAGAAAUCCCCCCCCCCCCCCACCCCCAGUGUAUAUUUACAAUGUUUAAAUGAUUAAAGAAUGUAUUUUGUAUUACAA
Molecule: messenger RNA, 3928 nt
Organism: Ictalurus punctatus (channel catfish)
Lineage: Eukaryota; Metazoa; Chordata; Actinopteri; Siluriformes; Ictaluridae
Gene: dkk2
Product: dickkopf WNT signaling pathway inhibitor 2
Exons: 4
Coding region: 332-1099 (255 amino acids)
Biological process (GO): multicellular organism development; negative regulation of canonical Wnt signaling pathway
Cellular component (GO): extracellular region
Molecular function (GO): receptor antagonist activity; co-receptor binding
Source: RefSeq, a predicted model, not a curated record